AAGGAGGAGGCGGGCCAGGAGUGGACUGGAGAAGUCAGGGCUGUAGCAGAACGGUGAGCAUGAAACUCAUCAUUCUAGAGGACCAUGCUCAAGCCAGCGAAUGGGCAGCAAAGUACAUUAGGAAUCGGAUCAUCCAGUUUAGUCCUGGUCCAAGCAAAUAUUUCACCCUUGGACUUCCCUCCGGAAGUACUCCGUUAGGAUGCUAUGGGAAACUAAUAGAAUAUUACAAGAACGGAGAUCUUUCUUUCCAAUAUGUGAAAACCUUCAACAUGACUGAGUAUGUGGGUCUUGCGAAGGAUCACCCCGAAAGCUACCACUCCUUCAUGUGGAACAACUUCUUCAAGCACAUCGACAUCUCCUCUGAAAACACCCACUUUCUGGAUGGAAAGGCAGCAAACCUGGAAGAGGAAUGUGAGGCUUUUGAAGAGAAAAUCAAAGAAGCUGGAGGAAUCGAACUCUUUGUUGGAGGUGUUGGCCCAGAUGGUCACAUUGCUUUCAAUGAGCCCGGCUCAAGCCUGGUGUCCAGAACCCGAGUGAAGACCUUAGCUAUGGACACCAUAUUGGCUAAUGCCAGGUUCUUUGGUGGAGACCUCUCCCGAGUGCCCACCAUGGCACUCACCGUUGGAGUGGGCACCGUCAUGGACGCCAGAGAGGUGAUGAUCCUGAUCACAGGAGCCCACAAGGCGUUUGCUUUGUACAAGGCGAUUGAGGAAGGCGUAAGCCACAUGUGGACUGUGUCCGCCUUCCAGCAACAUCCCCGCACUGUCUUUGUGUGCGAUGAAGACGCCACGCUGGAGCUUAAAGUGAAAACCGUGAAGCACUUUCAAGGUCUGAUGCUGGUUCACAACAAGCUUGUGGAUCCACUAUACAGCAUAAAAGAAAUGGGAGCCGGGAGAGGGCAGUCCAAGAAGCCGUAUAAGGACUAGCCUCUUACGAUUCAGAGCAACUGGUCCUUACGCUUACGGGGAGCUGGCUGAGAGCCUCCUGCCUCUGUAUCUCAGGAACGCUCUGCAGCAAAACACGUUAUUGGAAAAUGUCCUUUUCUCAAUGGUGAGGCAGUAGCAACGGAUGCAGCUGCACCAUGGAACUAAUUGUCAGUUUGCCCCUUUUUAAAGACCAAAUGAGGAAACCGAGGCUGUCUCUUCUCCUUAACAGAGCACUGCAUAACUUAAGGGUUACGGAGAAGGAAAUCUGAACAUGUUAUCUGUCUGCAUAACUAAAAGAUGAUCUGUAACC
Molecule: messenger RNA, 1236 nt
Organism: Podarcis lilfordi (Lilford's wall lizard)
Lineage: Eukaryota; Metazoa; Chordata; Lepidosauria; Squamata; Lacertidae
Source: the annotation of a GenBank genome assembly